Messenger RNA from Symbiodinium sp. CCMP2456, 921 nucleotides. The record is from the annotation of a GenBank genome assembly. NCBI's taxonomy places the organism in Eukaryota, Dinophyceae, Suessiales, Symbiodiniaceae.
GCGAAAGCUUUGCAGGAUCCCUGGCAGCGCGCACUUCAAAGCCCCUUCGCGUCGAGGCCACGCCUGCUUCUCGUCGAUCGGUGGAUCGGUGCGCACUGGGCCGAUAUGGAAGAUGAGCUAAGCUCACGCGUGGCCACGGGCUACGGCGUGGAUUCCUCGCUGCUGGAUUUGCUGAAUGCACCCUCCUCUUGCAGCAUUGUCCGGGAUCCUGCACAUGCCUGCUGUCUCCAGGGCCACCGGGCUCUGGCGAGCCUUGGAAGCCGAGAGGACUGUGAAGACUUCUGCUGCGAGCAUAAGGAAUGCUGGGGAUGCGUUCAGAACCACAGCAGUUGGACUGCGCUCCCCUCCUGCUUCUCGCUCCGUGGUCUCUGCUCCAGCUCACAGAAGCUUCCCUCAAGUCCAUGGGGCUACUGGCUGGAGUUUGGCGUCUUUUUCGGCGCUACGCUGCGAAGCACCGCCAUCCACCUGAUGCGGACAGGCUUUGCACAUCAUCCGGUGUACGGCUUCGACUCCUUCCGGGGUCUCGAUGAGGACUGGGGCAGGUUCGACCGCUUCGAGUUCAGCACCUCUGGGAGAGUUCCAAAAUACCUCCCUCCGAAUGCAAAGCUGGUAGUCGGGUGGUACAACAAGACAUUGCCCGCCUUCAUCCGGAGCCACCUCCUCGGCGGCGGGAAGGUCCAGUGGCUCCACCUCGAUUGUGACACCUACGCUGGCCACCGGCUGGUCCUUUCGCUGCUGUCGCCCUUCCUCCUGCCCGGCUCUGUGCUAAUCUUCGACGACAUUCUCAACUACGCCGGCUACGAGGGCUAUGCGCUGCAGGCCUUCUACGAGUUCAUUCAGGCCAGAAGCGGGACGGGCUUCCACUUCUCGACUCCAGUUCCAGAGCCCCCGGUAUCAGCAGACACAAUACGGCAUUUUUGA